AUGGAAGACUGUUCUCAUUGUCCAGGAGGUCAUUAUUCAAACCAUGACAAAGAUGCAUGCAUUCCAAAACACAUAACUUAUUUAUCCUAUGAAGAACCCUUGGGGAUCAGUUUAGCUAUUUGUGCUCUUUCUUUUUCUUUUAUCACAGCUCUGAUGCUUGGGAUUUUCACUAAACACAAAAACACUCCCAUCAUCAAAGCUAACAACCGGAAUCUCACCUACACUCUUCUAGUUUCUCUCCUCCUUUCUUUUCUUUGUGUUUUAUUAUUUAUUGGAAAACCUAAUAAGAUUGUCUGUCUCCUUCGACAACCAGCUUUUGGAAUCAUCUUCUCCAUGGCAGUUUCCUGUGUGUUGGCCAAAACUUUUGUUGUGGUCCUAGUUUUUAUGGCUAUUAAGCCAGGAUCUAGAAUGAGAAAAUGGGUGGGAAAAGCAAUGGACAGCUACAUUGUUCUUUUUUGUUGCCUUGUUAAAACCAGUAUUUGCAUCACAUGGCUGGCACUUUUUCCACCAUAUCCAGAUUUUGAUGUGCACUCAAUGUCUGAAGAGAUCAUCAUGGAGUGUAAUGAUGGAUCAGUCACUAUGUUCUACAGUGUUUUGGGUUUUAUGGGUUUCCUGGCAGUGGUCAGCUUCUCUGUUGCUUUUCUAGCUAGGAAGUUACCUGAUACUUUCAAUGAAGCUAAAUUCAUAACUUUCAGUAUGUUGGUCUUCUGCAUUGUUUGGUUGUGCUUUAUUCCUACCUAUAUAAGCACAAGGGGAAAAUACAUGUUGGCUGUGGAGAUCUUCUCCAUGAUCUCCUCCAGUGCUGGCUUAUUGAUGUGUAUCUUUUUCCCCAAGUGUUUUAUCAUUGUAAUGAGACCUGAACUGAACAAUAAGCAUCAGUUAAUGAAAAAAAUGUUUUAA
This is a messenger RNA of Thamnophis elegans (Western terrestrial garter snake), 900 nucleotides long. RefSeq names its product vomeronasal type-2 receptor 26-like. Gene Ontology annotation, molecular function: G protein-coupled receptor activity. The record is from RefSeq and is a predicted model, not a curated record. The transcript has a single exon. Gene Ontology annotation, biological process: G protein-coupled receptor signaling pathway. Bases 1 to 900 code for a protein of 299 amino acids. Lineage: Eukaryota; Metazoa; Chordata; Lepidosauria; Squamata; Natricidae. Gene Ontology annotation, cellular component: membrane.